Molecule: messenger RNA, 1268 nt
Organism: Drosophila ficusphila
Lineage: Eukaryota; Metazoa; Arthropoda; Insecta; Diptera; Drosophilidae
Gene: CAH15
Product: putative carbonic anhydrase 3
Exons: 1
Coding region: 57-1088 (343 amino acids)
Cellular component (GO): cytoplasm
Molecular function (GO): carbonate dehydratase activity; zinc ion binding
Source: RefSeq, a predicted model, not a curated record
GUUGGCUCGUCUCUCCAAGUUUUCUUUAGCGGAUUUUAUUUAAGUAAUUUUCAGUGAUGAGCGGAUGCCUGACCUGUGGACUAUUGAGGCUACUAUGGUGUUGGUUGGAGGAUUUGUCCUGCCGAUUGCAGGACAGCAAUCUACUCAAGUUGAUCGUGGCUAUUAUAGUGGCUCUUUUGGUGCUGUUUAAUAUUUCCACGGGAUUAAGCUUGGCCAACAGUUGUGAUGAGAGUUCGCAGGAAAGUUUGGAAGAUGGAUCUGGAGAUGCUUGCGAAGAUUCUUUGGAAGGUUCUUCCUCCAGUUUGCAGUGCACUCGUCUCGGUUCACCAGAAACUUAUGAUUACGGUUGGAUUAGAGGUCCUCAUACUUGGGAGACACCUUGCAACAAUCAGAGUCCCAUUAACAUAGAGCUCAAUAGAUUGGAGAUCAACUACUUUGAUGCUCCCCUGAUAUGGUCCAAUUAUAAUGAAGUUCCUCUAGGAAUUCGUUUGGAGAACAAUGGACACACUCUGAUCCUUCGAGCUGCUUUUCCUGGUUCGCCACCUGCAAUUGAUGGAGGAGAUUUGCUGGGACGCUUUGACUUCCGGGAAAUCACCUUCCGCUGGAGCUGGAGCAACUCAUCGGGUUCGGAGCACACGAUUGACCAUCGGCACAGUCCACUGGAGAUGCAGUGCCUCCACAUCGACACCGAUCGAAGUGGCUGCACCUCCAGUCAGCGCAUCCUGAUGAUAUCCUACAUGUUCAAUUACACCGACGAUAAUCCGUUCCUCGACGUUCUCGUCCAGCAUUUGGUGGCAGUUCAGCUGGCAGGUCAGGUGGUGGAAGUUCCCCCCUUCCCGCUGAGCUACCUCAUGCCGGCCUUCUACGACAAGUUCUACAGCUACCACGGAUCCCUCACGGAACCCCCGUGUCAUCGGGGAGCCGAGUGGCUGAUGCAUCCCGUUCCGUUGGCCAUCAGCGAACGACAGCUGAACGAGUUCCGUCAAUUGAGGGACAGGCAGGGGGCUCGAAUUGGACGCAAUGCUCGCCCCGUUCAGCCACUCGAGGAUCGGACGGUCUUCCUCAACCGCUUCCGAACUGGGGAUUAAGUUAAAAAACAAAAGUGUUAAAUUUAAAUUUGUUAAGUUAGUUGUGACCUCUUAUAUUUGCAUUUUUUAAAUUUUACCUUCACCAUUUUACAAGGUUUAUUUUUUGUAUAACAUAUUUAAGGCCUGAUAAAAUUUUAUAUGUAGGUACACCUAUUUAGUAAUGGAAAUGAAUAUUCGAAG